AUGAGUGCUAUUCAUAAACUUUCGAUUCAGGGGAUUCGGUCUUUUGAUUCAAAUGACAGGGAGACAAUUGAGUUUGGGGCGCCGCUGACGCUUAUUGUAGGGAUGAACGGAUCUGGGAAGACAACUGUCAUUGAGUGUUUGAAGUAUGCUACGACGGGUACAUUGCCGCCGAACAGUAAAGGUGGUGUGUUUGUGCAUGAUCCAAAGAUCACUGGUGAGAAGGACGUUAGGGCCCAGGUUAAACUGGCGUUUUCCAGUGCCAACGGGCUGAAUAUGAUCGUGACGAGAAACAUUCAGUUGCUGGCCAAGAAGACAACGAAUACUUUCAAAACGUUGGAGGGUCAAUUGGUCGCUAUAAAUCAAAGCGGGGAGAGAACAACGCUUAGCACAAAGUCCAUGGAGUUAGAUACGCAAGUGCCGCUGUAUAUGGGUGUCCCGAGUGCCAUCCUUGACUACGUUAUCUUCUGUCAUCAAGAGGACAGUUUGUGGCCGCUAAGUGAACCCUCAAAUCUGAAGAAGAAAUUCGACGAGAUUUUCCAAGCCAUGAAAUUUACCAAGGCCAUUGAUAACUUGAAAGUGAUAAAAAAAGACAUGGCUGUAGAGAUCAAACUGCUGCAACAGUCUGUGGAACAUUUGAAGAUUGACAGAGACCGGUCGAAAACGACUAAGAUAAAAAUUCAACAAUUGGAGGCAAAAAUUGAACAGUUUAGACAACAAGUGAAGAAUAUCGAAUCUCAGAUACUGGAUAUAACGGGACAAUCGGAUCGUCUUUUCAAAUCGAACCAAACGUUCCAAGAAGUAUUGUCUAAAGUGGAAAAUUUGAAAACUUUGAAAUUGGCCACCUCCAAUGAAAUUGAAAGGUUGUCAGCGACUAUCGAAUUGCUUGAUCUCCCCAAGGACGAGUUGUCCAGCCUCUUGGAUAACUUCUCACUGACUUUGCAGCAACAGGAAUCGAAACUUGAUCAAACGCAGUAUGAAAUCAAUCAACUGAAAAAUCAACUUCAAAAUGCAUACAUUGAAAAGGACGAUUUGAUUAGGAAAGAGGCUGAACUGACAUCAAAGAGACAUGAUUAUGAACAGCUCAAACACGAUAGGUUAACAUUGAUAGAGGAAUUCAAACAGAAAUUCCCUCUUGACCUAUCGUCGGAUUACCCCACAGAGUGUUUACGUUUGUUGAGAGACUACAAGAAAACUUUGGAAUCGGACGCCCAAAUGGUCAAAGCAGAGGGAGAAAGCAAACUGGCCAAGAUUGAAAACCAUGUGGCCGAGCAGGUGUAUGAAGAAACCGUUCAGAACCAAAAGUUGGAAUAUUGUAUCAGGGAUAAGACUGAUUUAAAGAAAAGAAUAGAUUGGUUGGAAACUGAAUUAAAAUCGAGCGACGUUUCCGAAGAAACUCUGGAAGACGAAAAGAAGGCAUUGACAGAAUUAAAUGGCCAAUUGGCAAAUUUUGAAAAGGGAAACGCAAGUGAAGAAGUUAUCAAAUUGCUGAAGUUGAAAAAUAUGGAUAUCCUUUCUGCGGAAGAGGAACUGGAGAAAAUUCAAGAGCAAAUUCUGAAAACUAAUCAACAAACAGAUCUUUUUGCCAAAUUAGGCUUAAUUAAAAAAUCUAUAGAGGAGAAGAAAGGAACCGUCACUGAUUUGGAAGAAACUUUGCAGAAAAAUGAUAUUUCCCAAAUCCUGCCUACUCCCCUGAACAAUGAAGAUCUGGAUUUGGAAUUCAAAAAAUUCUACAUCUCAUUACAAAAGGACAUUGCAUUAUCUAACAUAGUACUGCAUGAUAAAGAAAAUAAACUAUCUGAAAUCACGUUCCGGCUCGAUUCAUCUAAUGCUGAUAUUGAAAGAAAUAAGGCCGAAAUUCAAGCAUUGACACUUCGCCUAGAUGCUGAGUUACCUGAAGAUUGUCCAAUAGAUGAAUACGAUGAAGUUGUCGCCGAUGCUGAAUUGUCAUAUAAAACAGCUUUAGAAAACUUGAAAAUGCAUCAAACAACUUUGGAAUUCAAUCGCAAAGCUUUAGACAUUGCCCAGAACAAGGACUGUUGCUAUUUAUGCUCUCGUAAGUUUGAAAAUGUUGAAGUAAAAAGUCGAUUGUUAGCUGAACUAAAGAAGAAAACCGAUGCAAACUUCGAACAUACGUUGGUGACGGCUGUAAAUGAAGAGAAGGAGUUUUUGCAUAAUUUGAGAACAAUGGAAAAGGACAUUAUCAGUCUACGGAAUAUAAAAGAACAAGUCAAAAAAUUGGAGGAGCUUAAACCAUGUCUAGUUGAAGAGCAUACAAGCACGAAGGCCAGUUUGGAAGAAAUCGAAAAUUCUAAUCGUAAGUUGAAAGAGAAACGGGAAGUUUGUGAAAAGACACUACGUCGCACAAUUGAACAGAUUGUGGACAACUCCAAAGAACUUAACUUGUUGGAGGCAGAGUUUAAAGGACUAUCAAAACAGCUAGAAAUGUACAAUAAUUCAAGUGGUACACUCCAAACAGUAGAUGAGUUGAGAGCAGAACAGAAACAAAAAAAUGACUUGUUACGAAAGUUGAGAAAAGACAUCAACGAUUUGCAAGAAGAGAGGGAAAGGAAGACAAAAGAACAUAAUUCCUUAAUUAACAUGGUAAAAGAGAAAACUUUGUCCAUUCGUGAGAUGGAAAGUUCUGUGGCUUCAGAAAAAAAUAUCCAACGUGAGUAUUCAGCAAAAAAAACAGAGCUUAAUGAUAUUGAGCAUCAUAUUCAAAGUAUCAAAAGCGAAAUUGAAAAGACCAAAGGUGAAAAAGAAAAGAAACAAUCCCAAUACAAUCGCCAAAAGUUAGGUCUCAAACUUCUGACAGAGAAGAGCCAGACUGACAUUAUAAAUAUCACUAAAGCAUGUGAUAAACUUGGUGGGAUUUUAGACAAGGUGCGCCAAUACGAACAACAAGAUUUCAAUGCACUAGAAAAAUGUCAGGAUACUAUAAAACAGGCCGAUUCGACGUUAAAAAAUAUUGAAAAACAGCUGAACGAGAAAACUGAAUACCUUUAUAUGGGGCGUCAAAAAUUGCAGGAUUCUAACAAUGAAAAGAGGAAUUUGAGAGAUAAUAUCGAAUUGCUGAACCUAAAGGACAAGUUACAAUCGAUAAUUGAUAAUAUCAAAAGAUUGGAUGUCAGGAACGCUGAAACAGAAAGAGAAAAGUACCAACAAGAGUCUGAGAAAUUACGAAACCUGUAUGAAGGACUCAGUGCAGAAAAUGCUGGGAAACUAGGUGAGAUGAAACAGCUUCAAAACCAAAUUGAUUCCCUAUCCUUACAACUGGGCUCAGAUUAUAAGGAUGUUGACCAAAAGUACCAAAAAGAAUGGGUAGAAUUGCAGGCUAGGACUUUUGUUACUGACGAUAUUGAUACUUAUUCUAAAGCCCUUGAUAAUGCAAUAAUGAAAUACCAUGGGUUGAAAAUGGAGGAUAUUAAUCGCAUUAUUGACGAAUUGUGGAAACGUACAUAUAGCGGCACUGAUAUUGACACGAUAAAAAUUCGGUCUGAGGAGGUGAAUAACACUGUUAGGGGAAAAUCUUACAACUAUCGUGUUGUUAUGUUCAAACAAGAUGCAGAAUUGGAUAUGAGAGGUAGGUGCUCUGCAGGUCAAAAGGUUCUAGCAUCUAUUAUUAUUAGGCUUGCCCUUUCUGAGACAUUUGGUCUCAAUUGCGGUGUCAUCGCACUUGAUGAGCCCACUACAAACCUAGACGAAGAAAAUAUUGAGAGCUUAGCACAGUCAUUGCAUAAUAUCAUUCAAAUGCGGAAGUAUCAAAAGAACUUCCAGCUUAUUGUUAUUACCCAUGAUGAGAAGUUUUUGAUGCAUAUGAAUGCAGGGCAGUUCACUGAUCACUUCUUUAAGAUAAAGAGAGACGAUAGACAAAAGUCACAAAUUGAAUGGGUUGAUAUUAACAGAGUUACAGAAUAUUAA
Molecule: messenger RNA, 3921 nt
Organism: Huiozyma naganishii CBS 8797
Lineage: Eukaryota; Fungi; Ascomycota; Saccharomycetes; Saccharomycetales; Saccharomycetaceae
Gene: RAD50
Product: MRX complex DNA-binding subunit
Exons: 1
Coding region: 1-3921 (1306 amino acids)
Biological process (GO): double-strand break repair; telomere maintenance via recombination; chromosome organization involved in meiotic cell cycle
Cellular component (GO): Mre11 complex; condensed nuclear chromosome; nucleus
Molecular function (GO): double-stranded telomeric DNA binding; ATP hydrolysis activity; G-quadruplex DNA binding
Source: RefSeq, a predicted model, not a curated record